This is a messenger RNA of Morchella importuna, 1437 nucleotides long. RefSeq lists its product as uncharacterized. The transcript has a single exon. NCBI's taxonomy places the organism in Eukaryota, Fungi, Ascomycota, Pezizomycetes, Pezizales, Morchellaceae. Bases 1 to 1437 code for a protein of 478 amino acids. The record is from RefSeq and is a predicted model, not a curated record.
AUGACUUUAGGUUUGCUCAACCUACCUAAAGUGUACACUAACAUCCGCAACAGCCUCAAAGCGCAGAUGCAGAACGUUGGUUGGGUUAAUUUGAUGAACUUACGCUCCGUCCGCGCUUUCCUGCCUAUUUGGACAGGAGUCGAUUCUGAAGACCGUAGAGCACUCGCGGACGCUUUGAAGUUGCUGAUUGGUGAUGUUGGACAGAAGGAAAAGCUAUCGAGAGGGCAGGGAAAUCGCGAGUACAGAGAAGCUGCCGGCGAUAGUGAUGAUGAUGACGACGGUGGACAGCCCGCCCAACGCUCUAGGAAGCGUAAACGGGAUCCAGUGUCCGCAGAUCUCGAUAGACCUUCCAUAAUGGUCACGGUGGUAGACCCCGAUGCUCUAGGAGCAUUCUUCAACGUUGUCCCGCCUCCUACCUAUGACUGGAACGAUCCACAAAAUGAGCCUUCGUUCAUUGGAAUUCUGACAAAGAUAACGUUUCCAGAGCUCUGCAAUUUGAUCCUGAAGCACACCGCACCCGGCAGAGCAAUCAGGAGUAUCUGGGGAGCACUGGAUAACGUUCCACCGGCAUCCAAUCCACCUGUUCGGCCAAUGGAGGUCCAAAUCACUGAUUCGGAAGAGGUCGAAGGUUGGUUGAAGAAUAGCGUUGGCAGGCCUAGGAGAAUACUGGCGGUGCUCCACAGAGCAGGCGCGGGUGCUAAUUUGGGUGGCGCUGAAUCACCCCCGCUGAACCGAGCAUUCCCUCAUAUCGAAGAAGACGAUUAUACCAUGAUCGAUAUUCCUGCAGAGGACUCUGAUUACGAGGAGGGAAGCCACCGCAUCAAUGCUAAAGGACUGAGGGUAUAUUUACCCAGAACUGAUGCCAGUAAUCAAAGGCUAAUCCAGACUCUUGUUAGACCUCGAGAUAGACAGCAGGAUGCUAUCGACGACUUAGACCCCAAAUACCUGAGGAAAUAUCUUUUGGGUGUUGGGGUUGCUGACCCGAACUUUGUACAGGGAGUAAUCUGGACGCCUGCCGGGAUAGCAGCCAAGAGAGCUGCUGACGCACUCGCGGCUGCUGGUGGUGGAGGCGGUGGUGGAGGCGGUGGUGGUGGUGGAGGCGGUGGUGGUGGUGGAGGCGGUGGUGGUGGUGGAGGCGGUGGUGGUGGUGGAGGCGGUGGUGGUGGUGGAGGCGGUGGCGGUGGUGGUGGUAAUCCUCCUCCGGGCGGACCUCCGGGCGGUGGUAAUCCUCCUCCGGGCGGACCUCCGGGCGGUGGUAAUCCUCCUCCGGGCGGACCUCCGGGCGGUGGUAAUCCUCCUCCGGGCGGACCUCCGGGCGGUGGUAAUCCUCCUCCGGGCGGACCUCCGGGCGGUGGUAAUCCUCCUCCGGGCGGACCUCCGGGCGGUGGUGGUGGUGGUGGUGGUGGCGGCGGUGGUGGUGAUGGCGGGCAUCAUUAG